AGCCAUUUUGGCUCAAGCCGUUUUGACUCAAGCACAUCGCUCGAUUUCUUGCUCACGCUGUUCUGACGCAGAUCUAUCGGCCAACCGGUAGCGACCUGAAUGCAUUCUCACGCGCACCUCGUGGAUUUGUCUCACCUUUUCUGAUGGAGCCAGGAGCUGCGGCAGCGCCAAAGGUGACGGCGCCGGGUGCUAGAAAGCCUCAUUGGCCGCAUACGUCGGGCCAGUGCGACGGCACAGCGUGGGAGCUGCUCGAGCACAGUGCGUUCGAGCAGCUUCUGGACGACUACCUGGUGGAGCACCGGAGAGCUUUGCAGCAGCUGGCGGAGGAGCAUCGGCGUGAGGUCGCGGAGCUGAGGGCUCAGCUGUUCCGCCUUGAAGGCGAGCGCUCCCGGUCCACUGCGGCUGACGUGCGGUCGCCAGAGCCACCGAGGGCGGAGGACGCGGCGCCUGCCAUCUUGGAGGAGGAGACGCACGCCUGCCCGGGUGGAGCGGCGGACGAUGCACACACGCCUGCCGAAAAGCAUGGUGGUUCGACUCCGCUGUGUUCUGCAGCUCAAGAUGGCCAGCUCGAGGUCGUGCGCUACCUGCUUGAGCAGGCCAGGGCCGCUGUCGACGCGCCGAGUCACAAGCAUUGUUGGCCGCCGCUGCACGCUGCAGCUGGCGACGGCCACCUCGAGGUCGUGCGGUACCUUUGCGAGCAGGCCGCAGUCACUGCAGACAUGCCUAACUCAACAGAUGGCUUCACCCCGCUGCAUGCUGCAGCUCACACGGGCCAGCUCGAGGUCGUCCGAUACCUAUGCGAGCAGGCCAAGGUCGCUGCAGACACCCCCACCGCAAAAGAUGGAGAGACUCCGGUUUAUGCUGCAACUCAGAAUCGCCAGCCAGAAGUCUGUCGAUCAUUGUGCGACCAAGACAAAGUCGCCGCGGAUACUGCCGACACAGGAGGUGGAGGGACGCUGCCGCAUGCUGCAGUUCACGUUGGCCAGCAGGCCAAGGUGGCCGCAGACACGCCUGAUGGUUGGACUCCGCUGCACGCUGCAGCUCACACGGGUCAGCUCGAGGUCGUGCGAUACCUGUGUGAGCAGGCCAGGGUCGCUGCAAUCACGCCUACCAGGAAAGGUGGCUGGACUCCGCUGCAUGCUGCAGCUCUGGGAGGCCGGCUCGGGAUUGUGCGAUACUUGUGCGAGCGGGCCAAGGUUGCUACAGACACGCCUAACACAAGAGACGGGGGGACUCCGCUGCAUGCUGCAGCUCAUUACGGCCACCUCGAGGUCGUGCGGUACUUGUGCGAGCAGGCAAAGGUGGCCGCAGACAUUCUCAAUACAAAAACUAGCCCUGCUCCGCUGCAUGGUACCGCCGCAGACGUGCCUGAUGGUUGGACUCCGUUGCACGCUGCAGCUCACACGGGCCAGCUCGAGGUUGUGCGAUACCUUUGCGAACAGGCCAAGGUCGCUGGAGACACGCCUCACUCGAAAGAUGGCUGGACUCCGCUGCAUGCUGCAGCUCUUGUUGGCCAGCUCGACGUCGUGCGAUACCUGUGCGAGCAGGCCAGGGUCGCCUCAGACACGCCUCACGCAAAAGACGGGGCGACUCCACUUUUUGUAGCAGCUCACGCUGGUCAGCUCGGGAUUGUGCGGUACCUGUGUGAGCAGGCCAAGGUCAGUGCUGACACGCCUAAUUCACAAGAUGGGGGGACUCCGCUGCAUGCUGCAGCACACGCUGGCCAGCUCAAUGUAGUGCGAUACCUGUGCGAGCAGGCCAGGGUCGCCGCAGACACGCCUAACACAAAAGACGGGGGGACUCCGCUGCAUGCUGCAGCUCACAUGGGCCACCUCGAGGUCGUGCGAUACUUGUGCGCGCAGGCCAAGGUCGCUGCAGAUACGCCUAAUGCCAAAAAUGGGGGAACUCCACUCCACGCUGCAGCACUGGGAGGCAAGCUCGAGGUCGUGCGAUACCUGUGCGAGCAGGCCAAGGCUGAUGCAAACGUGCCAGAAGGACGUGGAUUGACUCCCAGAGCAAUUCUCGGCUUCAGCCGCCACCUGGAUAACAACGCGAAGCAGGCGAUUAUGGAUUACCUAAAGCUGCAGGAGAAGUCGAUAGCACCGCCAAGGCUGAGAGCAAGAUGACGUAGCUACAUUAGCUGUAUGAGCGUGUGGGAAGUGUGCGAACAACAAAACUGUUCAGGCCGUCGGGGGAAGUUACCCACGUCGAUGUAAUCAUUGUAUGUGUAGCUUACUCUUGAGGAGCCUGUCUAUGUGUAUACAUACGUGUUUGUAUGAGCUUCCGCUUCAUGCAGCUCCUGCGCAGCGCAGCUGUGCUUUGGUCCGUCUAGCGUACGCUCUAGCUCCUCCUUGUGAUUUCCCCAACACUUUCCUCCGGCGCGCAUGUGUCGGCAGUCUGCAAGCCUGUUGCGAAGGCGGAUUGCGGUCCACGUGGAUUUAUACAUGUUUUUGCGCACGCGCGCAGUCAUCAGCACAAACAAAACAAAACAAACAGUUGCUUCCCGACCGCUUCACUGGGGGUAGUUUUCCGUGCCAAAUCCACGUUUGAUGUCCCUGGCGCCCGACAAUGGCCACCGAGGGCCGAAAUCGACGAA
Messenger RNA from Prorocentrum cordatum, 2596 nucleotides. Lineage: Eukaryota; Dinophyceae; Prorocentrales; Prorocentraceae. The record is from the annotation of a GenBank genome assembly.